AUGUCGACUGAUAUUUUCAUAAAGUCAUUUACUCAUCUCACAGGACGGCCGAAAGCUGACCAGGCCCUGCAGAUGCUACAGAAAGUGGCAUCGAUGGUCAAGCCUAUCAUGCGAACACAUAAAUGGGUUCUUCCCACAUUGGCGGAAUUUUUUCCAGACCAGUCAAAUUUACUUGUAAGCCCUGAGUGUGUUCAUAUACUUUUUAAUACACACUCAUGCCUCCAAGAUGUCAAUAUGGGGCAAAAGAUUUUGCUGAGACUGCGUCCUGCCUACUCCCCCGGGUCGUUCCUAGAUAUCCACGAUGUGGUUCAGACUAUGUUACAUGAGUUGACACAUAACGUUCACGGCCCGCAUGACGACAAGUUUUACAAGUUCCUUUCUGGCCUCCAGGAUGAGUACGAGAAACUCGUGCGAACUGGUUAUGCUGGGGAAGGAUUCUUUUCCAAGGGUCACCGGCUAGGGGGGGAUGCAUCGUGUGGUGUGCCCCUGCACAUGAGCCGCGCGAAAGCACUUGAAGCUGCGGAAAAAAGAAGACACGCGGCUCAGGUCCUAGGUGGAGGCGGGAGACGAGUAGGUACAAAUUCCUCUGGUACGAGAAGCGGGAAAUCGCUACGAGAAUUGGCUGCUAUGGCCGCCGAGCAGAGAGCACGCGACGAGAAAGCGUGUGGGCUUGGCACACACGCUGAGCAAGAGGCUGAGAAAGCAGCCAAGGAGAGCGUCGUUAUUGACCUUACCGGUUAUGACUAUGACGAGGAUUCAGAUCCGGAGGUCAUCAUUGUGGAAGACUCCCGUGAGAAGAAGCCAGGUUCAUCUAAAAAGCCUGUACCCACGCGGAACAAACCAUCAUCGUCGAGUCUCGCCAGAACCGGGGAAAGCAGUAACACUGCGAAGCGCCGCCCGGCCAAAUCUCAUGCAUCUGUAGUGUCUGAUCAAUGGUCGUGCACAGUGUGUACACUAUUGAACGCACCCAUGGUGCUCCAGUGCGAUGCAUGCUUAACUCCACGGCCCAGUGAUGGUUGGACAUGCCUUACAUGUGGUCAAGGAGGAAUGGCUCAUGAUUCUUGGAUGUGCACUUUCUGCGGUCAAGUGAAGACUUAUAGCUAA
Desarmillaria tabescens is the source of this 1104-nucleotide messenger RNA. Its product is annotated as WLM domain-containing protein. Lineage: Eukaryota; Fungi; Basidiomycota; Agaricomycetes; Agaricales; Physalacriaceae. The coding region runs from base 1 to 1104 and encodes 367 amino acids. The transcript has 4 exons. The record is from RefSeq and is a predicted model, not a curated record. Gene Ontology annotation, molecular function: metallopeptidase activity. Gene Ontology annotation, cellular component: nucleus. Gene Ontology annotation, biological process: DNA repair.